Leucoraja erinaceus (little skate) is the source of this 3067-nucleotide messenger RNA. It is a transcript of the gene pigm, whose product is annotated as phosphatidylinositol glycan anchor biosynthesis, class M. The transcript is spliced from 5 exons. The record is from RefSeq and is a predicted model, not a curated record. Gene Ontology annotation, biological process: GPI anchor biosynthetic process. The coding region runs from base 647 to 1912 and encodes 421 amino acids. Lineage: Eukaryota; Metazoa; Chordata; Chondrichthyes; Rajiformes; Rajidae. Gene Ontology annotation, cellular component: membrane; glycosylphosphatidylinositol-mannosyltransferase I complex. Gene Ontology annotation, molecular function: alpha-1,4-mannosyltransferase activity; GPI mannosyltransferase activity.
GAUGCGCCUCCCGCCUCCCCUCAGGCUCGAGCGAGAAGAGCAACCGCCGGACCCCCCCAUCAUCUUCCAGCGAAUAACGACCGUCACUCAGGCUGACACCGGAGCGUGAGCGUCUCUAACACAGGAGUCUCCUUGCAUGUUGGCUGCAGGAGAUCGACCAGGGCGGGCGGCUGGCUGCCAGCGCGUCUACUUUCGGGCGGGGGUAAUCGUCCUGCCACCUGCAGAGCUCAAAAUGGGCCGGAUGCUGCCUGUCCCGUUGAGUUACUCCAACAUGUUGUGUUUAUCUUCGGUGCCAGCAUCUGCAGUUCCUUCCCACACAGGUUCUCAUUCCACCCAGGGACACUCCAAAUGAUUGUGAAUAAAACCCCAUUGACAAGAGCCUUCCAACUAUUGCAACCUUCACGUGGUCCGCCCUGUUUCGACUAAUGCAAUCAACUCGACGUGCACAAACGAAAGAUCAAAUAGAACAAGUUGUCCAACAACUUUAGGCUGUGCACGCCGCACGAAAGAAGAAGAAGCCUUCCAACUCAAGCCCUUUGCUGUCAACGUUACUCAGGGCGAUCGUUUUCUUUUUACCUUAAAUAAAAUCGACCCGUGCAACUAUUUCAUGGUUAUCGAGGGGCGGUGGUGCCUCGCUAUCUCUUAAAUGGCCAUGGGUGGAUCUCAUGGGGUCACUGGCCCGUUCAUAGUUGCUCUCGGCGUUCGUGUUGCCCUCGUCUUUUAUGGGCUGUACCAGGAUCGUUCCAUGCAGGUUAAGUACACGGAUGUGGAUUACCAAGUCUUCACAGACGCCGCCAGAUUUGUCACUCAGGGGGCCUCUCCAUACAGAAGAGCAACCUAUCGUUACACACCUUUGCUAGCAUGGAUGUUGAUGCCCAACAUUUACUUCAUGGAAAUAUAUGGGAAACUUGUAUUCAUUAUAUGUGAUGUCCUUGCAGCUCAUCUCAUGCAUAAGAUCUUAUGCCUCCAAGGACUGGACAGUCGAAGUGCAUGUUGGUACUGCAGCCUAUGGCUCUUCAACCCCCUGCCAAUGGCUGUUUCAAGUAGAGGGAAUGCAGAAGCUGUUCUGGCAGUGUUGGUCCUAAGUACUUUGUUCUACCUAAAGCGCAGGCAGAUUGUGAAGGCUGCACUGUUUUAUGGGCUUUCUGUACAUUUGAAGAUUUACCCAGUGACCUAUGCAUUCCCCAUAAUUCUAUCACUUCAAACUGGCCAACAAGCAAAAGAGAAUGAUACCCCAACUAUAAGAAAUAAACAGCAUCUUAAAAAAGGAAUAAGCCUUCUCAAACCCAUGUUUAUUGUCAGACUGCUAAAUAAGGAUGUGCUUCUGUUCAUCACUAUUGCUGGCCUCGAAUUUCUUAUCCUAGGAGCACUCUUCUAUUGCAGGUAUGGUUGGGAAUUUCUGGAUCACACGUAUCUCUACCACUUAACACGAAGAGACAUUCGCCACAACUUCUCCCCAUACUUCUACAUGUUGUAUUUGACUGCAGAGAGUGAAUGGAGCUCAAUUCUGGGACUAGUUGCUUUCCUCCCACAGUUCCUACUACUCGUCAUCACAUCUUUUGCUUAUUACAAGGACCUUACAUUUUGCUGCUUCCUUCACACUGCCAUUUUUGUCACUUUUAAUAAAGUGUGCACUUCACAGUACUUCCUGUGGUACUUGUGUCUUUUACCAAUGGUUCUUCCACAUCUGACAUUUUCGUGGAGAAGAGGCAUCAUACUCCUAGCUUUAUGGUUCACUGGUCAGGGAUUAUGGCUCACCCCAGCGUAUUACCUGGAGUUUGAAGGACAGAACACUUAUCUGCUUAUUUGGUUAGCUGGGUUGCUAUUCCUUGCCAUCAACUGCUUCAUUCUCUUGGUAUUAAUCUCAAACUACAAGAAAAGGAAUCUGCAAUCAAAGACAAACACAGAAUAACAGCAAGAAACCUUCUUUCCUCAGAAUAUUGCUAUUUAUUUUAAUGGAUUGCACGUAAAAUGUAUUUAGUUUAAUUGAGAGAUGCAGUCUGAAAACAGACCCUUUGGCCCACCAAGUCCACGCAAACCAUCGAUCAGCCAUUCACACUAGUUCUGUUAUCCCACUUUCCCACCACCUACGCAGUAGGUGCAAUUUACUGAGGCGAAUUAACCCACAUGUCUUUGGGAUGUGGGAAGAAAUCUGAGCACCUGGAGGAAAGCCACGAGAUAAAGAAGAACAUUCAAACUCUGCACAUAGAGCACCCGAGGUCAGGAUCAAACCUGAAUCUCUGGACACUGCCAGCUGUGCCUCCCACUUAUUCUAAGCAUAAAUAUGAUGAAUUCGCAUUUUAUUUAUCUGUGAUGACUCUUAGAAAUGUAGUUUGCAUUAUGCAUGGUAUUUUUAUGCUACUUCUACUUACAAGAUAACCAUGUCCUUGCUUAGAAAUAUCACCUUGCCCAGGAGGGUUUUUCACUUAAUCUUGAUUGCCUUCUUUGAGUGGAAAUUGUCACGUGUUGAUGAGUUAUCAAUAUAUCCCCUAGGGUUAAUAUGACAGCUUAAUGUUUUUCUUUUGUUAACAUGAUUUGGAUAUACAUGGCAAGACUGGCAUUCAUUGUCCAUCCCUUAUUAACCUUACAAGAGAUAAUUGAAUGUUAACCACUUUGGUAAAUCUGAUGAUACAUACAUGAAGAAUAUUAGUGAAAUAGAAGUUUUGUUUUCAAAAUGUGAAAAGUGCAGGUUGGCGCAGGUGGUGGGGCUCCUGCCUCGCUGUACAGAACACGGGUUGGACUGACCUGGGUGCUAUGUUGUUGGAGUUUGCAUGUUUUCCCUAUGACCACAUGGGUUUCCUCCCACCUCCCAAAACCUUGCAAGUCUUUAUAAAUUGCCUCAAGUGUGUAGGAAGUUGAUGAGAGAAUGGGAUCAUAUAGAACUAGUGUGAACAGGUUAUCGAUGGUCAGUGUGGACUCAGUGGGUCAAAGGGUCCAUUUCCAUGUUAAAUAUCUAAACUGAACUGGUAGGUUUAUCGUUUCCAGUAUUGAGUUUGUUCAAUUACUUGAAUUUAAAUUCCCCAUUUGCAAUCAUAUGAUUCCGAAUCUUGUCUCUGAAUUGGCAGUG